AUGACCGAGGUUUUCGAGGCACUCGCUGGAGAUGAUGAUUCCGGAGUUGGUUCGAUGCGUGUGCCGGGCAGUGGCGGAUUUGGCGGAGUGACUGGCGGUGGAUCAGCCUCAUCCACACAAGUCGCCUCGCGUCUUUACAACGGAAGACAUAACGGGGAAUCGAGAAGAGAUUCUGGCUCUUUCGGCAGCGAUCCCGAGCUGAUAACGUUCAGCGAUAGUGACGACAUCACAACACAGGUCUCAACGAUCUCGAAAAGACUGAAUGAAAUGGAAGAAAAUCACUCGCUGACGAAUGAAGAGAGAAAUCGAUUGAAAUUGGAGAACGCGGUGCUGAAUGAGAGAUAUCAUGCACUCGAAGAAGAUCUCAUUGCGACAGAGCAGAGAUACAAAGAAAAGCUGGAUGAAGAACGAGCCCGGACGAAAGAUCUCAUGGGCAGACUCGAGAGGGAAAAACAAUUGGAGAACGAGAGUGCACAGUUGAAAUAUCAGGUCCUAGAAAAAGAUUUCCUCCAACUGAAAAAGGAACGCGAAAAGUUCGCCGACGAGAAUCGCCAUUUGAAAGAAAACAACGAAAAGCUGAAGGAUGAAGUGGCUGAGGCGAAUCUUUUGGCUGAAGAUUUGGAGAAUGAAAGGAUCAAAUUGGAGAGAGAAUACAAGAGAUUUCAACAAGAGACCCAACACGAGAUCGAUUCGUCGAGUGAAAUGGUCGAAGAGUUGAGUCGGCAAACCGAGGAAUUGAGAUCGAGAGCGUCGAUGCCGAGACAAGGAAGUAUCGCUGAACAGAUGGUUUCUUUGGAGGACGAGGUGGCUCGAUUGCGAGCCGAGUGUCGUGAGCUCAAAAAGAACAAUGAAGAGUUACAGACCCAAAUGCUGCAAGAAAGUGUGGAAAGAGGCCGAAGUUUGCUCGAAGAUGGAAUGGGUGUCUCGCUUGCUGAAGAGUUGAAUGGGAAAGACACAACUGAGUUGGUGAACGCACUACGCGAGCAAGAGAUUUGCAAUCAAAAGCUCCGCGUCUACAUCAACGGGAUUUUGAUGCGAGUCAUCGAAACACACCCCGAAAUCCUCGAACAACGAAAGGAGCACUCAAUGGAGAGC
This is a messenger RNA of Mesorhabditis belari, 1095 nucleotides long. The record is from the annotation of a GenBank genome assembly. Lineage: Eukaryota; Metazoa; Nematoda; Chromadorea; Rhabditida; Rhabditidae.